Lathyrus sativus (Indian pea) is the source of this 1299-nucleotide messenger RNA. Lineage: Eukaryota; Viridiplantae; Streptophyta; Magnoliopsida; Fabales; Fabaceae. The record is from the annotation of a GenBank genome assembly.
AUGUCAAUCAUGAACCACCACGACAUGGUGGUGAAUGCUAUCAGUUCCAUGCUCGACGAAACAGAACCACCGGUAACCGCCGACUGUUGCAUCUACAAAGUCCCCUUUGUUAUUCGCAGACUCAACGACGACGCAUACACCCCCAAAGUCAUUUCCAUCGGCCCUUUCCACCACCGUCACCACCACCACCCCCGCCUCCAAAACAUGGAACGACACAAACUCAUUUACUUCAAAGCAUUUCUCCGAAGAACCGAUUCAACUUUACACAUCUUUGUUCACUACAUUGAAUCCAUCAUACCUAUUUUCACCCGUUCUUAUUCCGAAACCCUAGACUUCACCCAUCAGGAACUCGUUAAAUUGAUCUUAAUCGAUUCUGGUUUCAUAAUCGAGCUUUUCUGGAGAUUCUAUUAUGAUGAUUGGUCUCAAGAUGAUGCUUUUCUCUUAAAACCUUGGUUAGCUUCUCAUAUAAGAUUAGAUUUAUUGUUACUUGAAAAUCAAUUACCCUUUUUCAUUCUUGAAAAAAUCUUCAAUAUUUCUUUUACUACUUCUAACUCUACACAUACUAGUGCUAAGACUAAGAUCCCUUCUUUUCUUGAUCUCACUUUCGAUUAUUUUGCUUAUUACAAUAAGUCAAACUUGGUUUCUGAUAAUAGUGAUAUUAGCAUAAGGCAUUUCACUGAUCUUAUUAGAAUUUUCCACUUGCAACAUCCAUUGGAAAGACGGCCGCGCAGAAUCGAUGAACCUAUGAAACAUCUUCACUGUGUAACUGAGUUGUUAGAAGCAGGUGUUAGGUUUAAAGUGAACACUAAAAGUGAGUGUUUACUUGACUUGAGGUUUUCGGGUCGAGUUCUUGAAAUCCCUCAAUUGAAAGUAGAGGAUUGGACUGAGAUUUUGUUUCGGAAUAUGGUUGCUUUGGAGCAAUGUCAUUAUCCUUAUGAGUCCUACAUUACUGAUUAUGUUGCUGUUUUGGAUUUUCUCAUUAAUACUGGAAGGGAUGUGGAUAUACUUGUUCAGAAGGGGAUAUUGGUUAAUUGGCUUGGGAAUAGUGAUUCUGUGGCUAAUUUGUUUAAUAGUCUUUGGAAAAAUGUUACACAUUUGAAUUUCAAUUCUCAUUACUCUGUUCUUUGCGAAGAUUUGAAUGGUUUUUGUAGUGAUCCUUUGCAUAAAUUGAAGGCUACUCUCAGGCGCGAUUAUUGUAGCAGUCCUUGGCAAACUGCGGCUUCCAUUGCUGGAAUUUUACUACUGAUUCUGUCUUUAAUUCAAUCAGUAUGUUCUGUCUUGCAAGUUGUACAGCAGUAG